This is a messenger RNA of Dovyalis caffra, 585 nucleotides long. Lineage: Eukaryota; Viridiplantae; Streptophyta; Magnoliopsida; Malpighiales; Salicaceae. The record is from the annotation of a GenBank genome assembly.
AUGGCAUCAUGCCCAUGGCAUCUCCAAGGUCUUAAAGAUAAUAGGAUUCCUGACCAUUUUAGGGGCAUCCAGAUUUAUGGUACCAUUUUGGACUGCUAUACAACCUACCUAGUGAAAGAGGUGGAAGAAAAGGGAGUCAAUGGUGACAUGUAUACAUUUAACAUUAGGUUGAAUGCUUAUGUAGCCAUUUCCAACAUUGAGGAAAUGGAGAAAAUUCUGAACAAGAUGAAAACAGAUCCUCUCAUCAACAUUGAAUGGAGUACUUGUUUUGUUGUGGCAAAUGAUUAUCUGAAAGCUGGCCUAGUUGAGACAACUUUAUCUUUGUUGAACAGAGUUGAGCAAUUAAUCGGUCGAACAAGGGGUAAUUUGAAAAGGCUUGCUUAUAAGGUUCUCCUCUCUUUAUAUGGUGCUGCUGGGAAUAAAGAAGGGGAAUAUGGUGUCUGGAAUUUGUGUAAUGAUACAAGGGUGCUUUUCAACUCAGGCUAUCAACUUAUGAUAAGUGCAUUGAUGAAGUUGGAUGACUUCGAUGAUGCUGAGAGGAUUUGGGAGGAGUGGUUAUGGAGGAAGACAUCCUUUGACAUUUAA